Molecule: messenger RNA, 2227 nt
Organism: Salvelinus fontinalis (brook trout)
Lineage: Eukaryota; Metazoa; Chordata; Actinopteri; Salmoniformes; Salmonidae
Product: solute carrier family 35 member G2-like
Exons: 2
Coding region: 261-1670 (469 amino acids)
Source: RefSeq, a predicted model, not a curated record
GAGGGAUCGGGAGACAGAGGAGGAAGGAUUUUUUUUUAUCACCGACAUUCUCUACCUCUGUGGUCGACAACAGUGCUCUACCGGCGGUUGGAGGAGCCAGCUAGACCCGUCGGGCGACUGGUAACCUUGGAGGCACGCCAAACCACCCAUGAGGAGGGAAGCGGGUGGAAGGAUGGCUGUCUCCCUGAUUUGACAGAAGACAUUUGUUCGGUGAAUGAGCGGAGGGCACCGUAUUGACGCAAUACCGCAGGUGAGUAACCAUGGAAUCCACUCACCUCCUGGACGGCUCCAAGAAACGGGUGAAGAUACACCCUCACACCGUCACCGCCAAGUACGCCCCACACACACCCCACACACACACACACUUCCCCCAGCCCGGAGACGAGGGCUACGAUGACGCUCCCUCCUUCGAGGACUUUGGCUCCUUCCUGGAGGAGACCUCGGACAAGAAACAGCUGACAGGAACCAGGAAGUGGACAGGAAAGGCCGGCGCUCUGUUUGGAGGGAAGGACAAAAACAAAGACACACCCCCUAGACCUCCUAUGGGGGGAGGCGAGGGGGAGGUGGAGGGAGGAGGGAAGGGUGCAGGAGGGGGAGUAGGGGAGCAGCUAGCGAGUUUCAGUGAGGCGUCUGUCUCUGCGUCUCGGCUCACGUGGGCCAGUGUGGUCUUGGCGGGGCUGGCUCACGGCUGUGUGUGUGUUCUGACGCGCCUGGCCGCCUCACGCUUUAACCUCCCACCCUUAACUCUCCUCUUGGUACGAUCCAUCCUCCAGCUGCUCUAUGGGACUGUACCAAUGAAACGGGCGGAGACGGCCUUUGGCUCAAAGGGCUAUCGGCGGAAGCUGCUCCUGUACGGUCUGACUCACUCCUUCUCCCUCUGCUGCGCUUACUCGUCCUUAUCCUUCGUCUCCCUCGGGGACGACGAGGCCGUGUUGACAACCUGGCGCCUGGCGACCACCGUCCUGUCAGCCACUCUGGCGUUGUUGCUCCUGGACGAGCGGAUGGGAUUGGUGGACCUGGUCACCGUAGCGACAGGCGUGUUAGGACUGGGUCUGGCGCUAGUUCCUAACCCAACAGGGCUGGAUGAGAACAACAACGGGACCGGGUCAGGGAUGCCCAAUGGGGGGAUGCCCAAUGUGGCGACACCGGCACAACAGUCGGCCCAGUUCUGGCGGGAAGCGUUUGGUUGGUCCCUGUCUGUUCUAGCAGGACUAUGGAUGUCUCUGGCUCUAGUAAUGUACCGCUCUCUGAAGGAACGGGUCAGUGUCGGCACCGCUCUGUUCACUGUCAGUUGGACCGGCUGUCUGAGCACCGCAGUCUCCAUGCUUCUCCUCCAACAGGGGCCAGUGUGGCCGGCCAGUCUCCAGGCUUGGUGCGUCGUCCUGGGGGUAGCUGUGUGCUCUGCUGGGGGGUUCGUGGGUGUGACCCAUGGCCUCACCCGACUUCACCCAGCUUUGGUGUCGGCUACACAGGGUCUGGAAGUACCGGUCGCUAUGAUGCUGGAGAUUGCUGUUGUGCCAUUGGUUCCCUCAGUGUGUGAGGUCAUAGGGGGUGUGGUGGUGGUGGCGAGCGUGGGUUGGCUUGUUACAGUGAAGCUCCUCCCCUCUCGAGGAAGUGGGAGGAAACAGAGAGAAGAGUACGAAGAGAUCCUGGACUCGCCAAUUAAAUAACACGCACACACACACACACACACACACACACACACACACACACACACACACACACACACACACACACACACACACACACACACACACACACACACACACACACACACACACACACACACACACACACACACACACACACACACACACACACACACACACACACAAAAGCACAUGCAAGGAGAAAUGCACGCACAAAAAUUCUGGACUUGCCAAUCAAAUAGACCACUCCCCGUCUAUCUAUGUUUCUCUCUCUCUCUCUCUGAGGUCAGUAUGUAUAUAAGAGGACUCUAUGGUGAAUGUUAAUGCUUGAGCUAAAAUAGCUGUCUUUAACCACAGAUCUAGAAUCAGAUACACCAACUCCAAUCCUUACCUUAACCAUUAGGAGGUGUCAAAAUAUCUGACCCUGUAUCAGUGGUUAGGGAAAACAUCUACCUACUCCAAUGUGAAUAGUAAAUAUAUCUAUUUUGUGUUGUUGUUGUAAAGUUCCAAUACUGUGUUUUCUUACUGGCUGUUGUGAUAGUGUGAUGUCAUAUUAAAACCCCAGUGUGUUACUGUGA